AUGUCCUCGUCGGCGCCUGAGUCUACGAAAUUCCCUUUCUCACCGUCGCCUGGUUCCGUCGACGCCUACCUGGCUGAGCAGGGCAUGCUGUCGGUCUCAGAACAACGCAUCAACGACGUCCUGACUCAGUCUGGCAUAAGAGCUGAAUGCAUCUAUCUUCCACCACACCUUUUUAGAAUCCUUCCCACGAAGUUAAUCCACGUCGUAUCACAAUUACGCUUCGAGGCCUACAGAGCCAUUAUGAUUAUGCGGAUCUGUAACUCCUGGUACCGAAGGAGGUACGAGUACCUGCACGCUGACGAAGACUCUCCAAUGCUUCAUCGGCAUUUUCAAUCUGUCCAGCUCCUCUUUGGGUGGGACAAGGACAACAAGCCUGUCAGAGCCCAGCCUAUUGCGGUGGCGGACCUCAAAAUCCCUGAAGGUUCGAUCACUCUGGGCUCGCACCGGCGCAGAUACACAGCCUAUAAGGAAUUUUAUGAUGAAUUAGUGUGGAAUUCUCGUUGUGGAGUCUACUACGCCAGAUUUUUUGUCUACCUCUAUCUGGCGACCAAAAGUUUCGAUUCCCAUUUACCGUCGGAUGUCCUCCCGGCGUUCAAUGCCUGGAAGCAGGGGGAUUUUGAUACGGAGAUCCGAAAGUUAAUUCCUUUGUCGCAGACUGUCUUCUAUGCUCCAUCGUACGAGGUCGCUGUGGAUGAUCUGGCCACGGCCAUCACGCAAAAAGUUGAAGGUGGCGAGGCAACAGCACGAACUUGGAAAGCCUUCGCAACAGGUCCACAGAGCUAUUAG
Messenger RNA from Aspergillus tubingensis, 786 nucleotides. RefSeq names its product peptidyl-prolyl cis/trans isomerase. The transcript has a single exon. The record is from RefSeq and is a predicted model, not a curated record. Lineage: Eukaryota; Fungi; Ascomycota; Eurotiomycetes; Eurotiales; Aspergillaceae. Bases 1 to 786 code for a protein of 261 amino acids.